CAGCAGUAUGCCCGACAUUCAAACGGAAGCAGGCGCUACCAUUUUGAAACACAGCACCGCCUAGCGCCAUGGACAAGAGCCACACAGUGAAGCUCUUCGUGGGCAACCUGGCGUUGGACACCACCCAGGAGGAGCUGUCAGCCAUCUUCGAACCCUACGGCCAGGUGGUCAGCUGCAGCGUGCUGCGGCAGUUUGCCUUCGUCCACUUGCAGGGCGAGGGCGCCGCCGAGCGUGCCAUCCGGGAGCUCAAUGGGCGGGAGUUUCGCGGGAGGAAUUUGGUGGUGGAGGAGUCGAGGGGGAGGCCGUUGCACUCCACCAAGGUGUUUGUGGGGAAUCUGAGUGGGAUGUGCACCACCGAAGAUCUCCAGCAGCUCUUCCAGACGUUUGGGAAAGUUCUUGAGUGUGACAAAGUCAAAGCCAGGCAUUCCUCUUCUGCAGGCUACGCCUUUGUCCACAUGGAAAACAAGGAAGAUGCGCUCCAGGCUAUCGAGGCCCUGCAUGGCACCUCAUUUAAGGGCCGCCCCCUAUCCGUGGAGCUUUCCAAGGUCCAACCCAGCAAACAGGCACCUACAGGGAAAAUCCCCUGUGUUAACUGUGGAAAGCAGGGCCACUAUGCUGGAGAAUGCCCUGUGGGGAAGCCGUCUCUGGAGCAGUACCAGAGUCAGGCAGCGGUCUUGGCCGCCGCCGCCGCUGCAGCCGCCGGCCUUCCAUUACAGGUCCAACAAAGCGUUCACAAUUCAGUCUACAACACCUCCACGUUUGAUCCCACAUACGCAGCUCUCACUGGGAUCACCACAGGCACACGCACUGAUGGAAACCCAGUGAAUCCAGCUGUUUAUGGUGCCCUUGCCAGCCAGGUGUACGGUGCCAAUGUUGCCAGUCAGCUUUAUGGAACGGUAGCCAAUCAGGCAGCUCUUACAUCAGGCGCUACACAAGUAUACAGCUCGAUGACACCUAACAUCUACGGCCAGGUGGCUGCGAGUCCGGCGGCGGCCGCUGCAGCGGCAGCAGCAGCGGCUGCAUACUCAACUCCAGUUUACACUCCAACUAUGGCCAACCAGCAUGUCUAUCUGACUGCUCAUGGAUUAGAAAUGCCAACAGCAGCGGCUGCAGUCAACCCCGCCUACACUGUAGCUCCAGCAAUUUAUGGUGCUGCCACGCCAGCCUACGCUCAUAUAAGCACCAUGGGAGCAGCGGACCCUACCACAGCCCUCUUUGAGGCCGCCAGGCAGGCACAUUAUUUUGCUCAAGGCCAGCAUGUAGUGGCUGAGCAGCAGUCAGUAGCUGCAGCAGCGGCAGCAGCUGUGGCAAAGUCUGGGGAAAGGGACCGCAGUCCCCUACGGAGGUCGGCACCCCUUUUACCAGACCCUGUGAUGAAGCCUUUCAUUUACCAGAGAGCCAAGCCACGCCGACCCCUGCUCCCCACACCAGCGGGUCGAGCAGCGGAAGAAGCAGCAGAGGCUGCAGAGGACCCCAUGGCAAGGUACUAUGCCGAGUACUACCAGCAGCUGCAGCAGUACCCCCAGUUCCAGUAUGCCUACCCGCCCCCGAGCACAAUGGCAGCCCUCACUGGUAUGCCGGGAGUGUCUGCUGUGCAAGCAGUCCCUACUGUCUCCGCGAUGUCUGGCCACCCGGCCGCUACGCUGGACGCCCUCAGGCCAGUGGUCCCCACCGCUGCGGCAGUAGCAGCCGCCAUGGCUGCGCCCAGGGUGUAUGAGCCGCCGUUGCCGCCGCCCACGCGCAAGGAGGCCAUCCUCCGCCGCCCCGAACUCUCCCUUCACACGCCUGAGCCCCCCUUCCGAUAGUCGCACACAACUCUAUGCCCCCCUCCCACCCCUCCUUCUUUGCCCUAAACCUCACCCCUGACCCACCUCCUCUUCCACCCCAAACUUGACCACCUUACAGCAGCUGUAUGUGUGUGUACGUGAUUGAGUGUUUGCGUCUGGGGGCUCCACAGUAAGGGUGCGAGGUGGGGUUUGAAACCGGGGGCUUGGUUUAUUAACCUGCUUUACGAGGGACUUGAUCAGCUAACCUUGGUCCUGUUUGCAUACACACAGUGCAGCCAUGAAAGGGAGGCUCUCAUCUGUUGUACGGGCAUUCUUUGCGCUUCUCGGUUUUACUUUUUUAUUGUGCCAGUCUCACACUUGUGCCAGUAUUGGACUGAUCCACUCAGUCAUUUCAUAUGCCUUUAUUUCCGCAACCCAGUUAUGAUUUUCUAAGGCCAAAUCUACCAUAAAAGACAAUGGUUUAUUUAAACUAUUAGCCAUCCUCCUUUAGGCCUAGAUGAUCAUUUAGGGCAGCUAAUUUGAAACCUUUUUUGCCUUAUGUUGAAGAGUAUGUAAUGUAAUCAGAUGGGAAGUCAGAUAAACACAUAUUGUGUACUGGUUGUAUUGCAUGUGUCCAACAGAACCAAGGUUGAUGUGUUUUG
This is a messenger RNA of Scomber japonicus (chub mackerel), 2428 nucleotides long. RefSeq names its product RNA binding motif protein 14b (gene rbm14b). Gene Ontology annotation, molecular function: mRNA binding; zinc ion binding. The coding region runs from base 69 to 1805 and encodes 578 amino acids. Lineage: Eukaryota; Metazoa; Chordata; Actinopteri; Scombriformes; Scombridae. The transcript has 4 exons. Gene Ontology annotation, cellular component: cytosol. The record is from RefSeq and is a predicted model, not a curated record.